AUGAUCAAAUAUUCAAAUUUAAAGCUUGAAAUUUUUAAGAAAACCUUACCACCAGAUCAUUUUGAUAUACAAAAUCUUGAAGAACGAAUUCAAUUCGUAAAAGACAUAUUAGAACCAUCAGUCAAAAGUCUACGAGAACUUGGAAAUGAAACUUUCUAUAAUUCAAAUUUUGAUCAAGCUUUAAUCUAUUAUCAGCAAGCUCUAGAUGAAGAAUUAAAAUCAUCCAAUAUUGAUUAUUCUAAUGUGUUUGACAUUCAUUUUGAGAUUGCUCAAGUUCACGCCAAAAAAGAUGGUAAUCAUACUUCCGAAGUUAAUUAUCUUCAAAAAUUGAUUGGAACUCAAUAUUCUGAUGAUACGCUUCACAGUGCAGUAAUUUAUUCAAAAAUUGCUGAGGUUUAUGGUUGA
Rotaria sp. Silwood1 is the source of this 405-nucleotide messenger RNA. NCBI's taxonomy places the organism in Eukaryota, Metazoa, Rotifera, Eurotatoria, Philodinida, Philodinidae. The record is from the annotation of a GenBank genome assembly.